Messenger RNA from Oncorhynchus kisutch (coho salmon), 3300 nucleotides. Its product is annotated as cAMP-dependent protein kinase type II-alpha regulatory subunit. Gene Ontology annotation, cellular component: cytosol; cAMP-dependent protein kinase complex. Lineage: Eukaryota; Metazoa; Chordata; Actinopteri; Salmoniformes; Salmonidae. The coding region runs from base 1135 to 2322 and encodes 395 amino acids. The transcript has 10 exons. Gene Ontology annotation, molecular function: protein kinase A catalytic subunit binding; cAMP-dependent protein kinase inhibitor activity; cAMP binding. Gene Ontology annotation, biological process: negative regulation of cAMP-dependent protein kinase activity. The record is from RefSeq and is a predicted model, not a curated record.
GUACAUUGGCAUGUCAAUCAACCCUGUCUACCACUCACCCCGAAGUAACGAAAAGAAGAGCCUCAUCUGGAGGUAGAAACAGAUUUACGGAAAAUCACGAGGAACGUCGUUACCAAUAUUUAUGCCACACAUUUUCAUUUUAACGUUGGAGAAACACUGGGUAAUUCGGAUUCAAGAUAACGUUUGGGUUGUUCCUGCCGCUCCUUGUCUAUAGGGGCUUGGAAUUAAGCCGGGUUCGGAUUGUCUGCUGCAACUGAACUGUCUGCCUGGACUCAGCAAUAAGAAGUCAGCUGUUAGUUAUAGCUACCGGCAUUUAGCUUAAGGGACGUUAUUGGUAGAUUUUAGCCGCCAUUACUUUAUUCGUAUAAUACGAAGGCGAAAUACUUCGGAUAUUUAAUUAGAUGUUUCUUCUUUCCUCGAAACCAACUGGCUAGUACUGUAGUUAGCUAAUCUAGCUAGCUAACGUAACAAGUCCCAGUGCCCACCCAUUAAUUAUAUGCUAACGUUUGCUGGCUGGUGGUGUACUAUACAUCGCCUGUUCGCUGAUCAGCUAAGUUUUUGAUCGGGCAUUGAUUGGAUAUACCACUAGCUGGCGGGGUUUGGUCGCUACCCUGGCAAAGAAACGAGCGAAAAAGAGGAGGCGAAAUAAAGAACAGUGAGGACAGCGAGGGAACAAACUAUAGUAACCUUACUGUAGCUAACUAACAACGUUCGUUAUCAUUUGUGGCAUCCAUUUAUUAGCCAUCGAGCUCAUUUGUCAGCUUGGUAUAGCAGCAGCUAGCUAUCUAGUUACCCAACUUGACAGCUCAGAUAUCAUAAACUAACGUUAACGUCACUGGGGUUAUAUUGCUUUCUUUACACAACAAGACCGGCCUUCCAUCGACAGUGUCACUACGUUACUUGCUUGGACAUUUUUGUUAGCUAGCUAAGCAAAUUUGCAACCGCUAACUGUUUAUCAGUGUCAGCAAGCUAACCCAGUUUUGUGAAGCUGUUGUAAGUGUCAGCUAUCUCCCCCCAGUAGGAGCUGUAGCGUGCAACACAUGGACGGAUAUUGAAUUCAUUUUUUUUUUUUUGUACGAAAAACAGUAUACCUGAACAUCCUUUCUAGUUAGAUAGCACCAUCGAAAAACAGUCAUGAGUAUCGAGAUACCGGUGGGAUUGACGGAAUUGCUGCAAGGCUACACUGUGGAGGUGCUUCGACAAAGGCCAACAGACCUGGUGGAAUUCGCCGUGCAAUAUUUCACGCGCUUGCGGGACACCAGAAGCCAAGAUGGGGGCGGUGCUGCUGUCAAGCUCGGGAAGGGAGUGGUGUUCGAUGGGGAGCCGAUGCAAACAGAGUCAAAUGGCGACGAUGAAGACGGGUCCGACGAGUCUGAUUUCGAGCCCCCUCCUCCCAGCAGAUAUAACCGGAGAGUGUCAGUGUGCGCGGAGGCCUUUAACCCAGACGACGAUGACGAGGUGGAGGAGCCGAGGGUGGUGCAUCCUAAAACAGACGAGCAGCGCUGUCGACUGCAGGACGCCUGCAAAGAUAUUCUACUGUUCAAGACCCUGGAACAGGAACAGUUCUCAGAGGUCCUGGACGCCAUGUUUGAACUGCGCGUCCAGCCCCAGGAGCAUGUCAUCGACCAGGGAGACGAUGGAGACAACUUCUAUGUGAUUGAGAGAGGAAUCUAUGACAUAGUGGUACUGAUUGAUGGCGUAGGAAAGUGUGUGGGCCAGUAUGACAACAAGGGCAGCUUCGGGGAGUUGGCACUGAUGUACAACACCCCCCGUGCUGCCACCAUCAUUGCCACCCAGGAGGGGGCGCUCUGGGGCCUGGACCGGGCCACGUUCCGUAGGCUCAUUGUGAAGAACAACGCCAAAAAGAGGAGGCUGUAUGAGCAAUUUGUCGAGUCUGUGCCCCUACUGAAGUCUCUGGAGUUAUCUGAGAGGAUGAAGAUUGUGGAUGUAUUAGGAAUGAAGACAUUUUCUGAUGAAGAACGCAUCAUCAUGCAGGGGGACAGGGCAGAUUGUUUCUACAUUGUGGAGUCCGGAGACGUGAAGAUAAUGAUGAAGAGCAAAACGAAGGUGAACCAGGAGGAUAAUGCGGAGGUGGAGAUCACCCGCUGUAGCAGGGGUCAGUACUUUGGGGAGCUGGCACUGGUCACCAACAAGCCCCGCGCUGCAUCAGCGUAUGCUGUGGGAGAGGUCAAGUGCUUGGUAAUAGACAUUCAGGCGUUUGAGCGUCUGCUGGGUUCCUGUAAGGAGAUCAUGAAGAGGAACAUCACCCACUACGAGGAGCAGCUGGUUGCUCUGUUUGGCUCCAGCAUGGACCUGAAAUGACCACCCUUCUCCGUGCCUUACACACACGCGCACAUUUACAUUGAUGAACAGAUACAUAGACAUUGAGACACGAGCACUUACAGAAGUACACCCUGACACACAUUUUCUAGCUUAACACACUCCUUUGUAAGCUCGCGCAUAGGUACACACACUUUCUACUCACCCAUAAAUAUCACACACGCAGACAUUCUUAGUUGCUUGAACCUGCUCCAGCCAAUUUAAAAAGCAACAUCCCUGCUGUUACCACUCUAACGCCGCCACAGCUCAGCAAGGACACACACACAGGCUUGCCCUUCUCUCUCUCUCUCUCUCUCUCUCUCUCUCUCUCUCUCUCUCUCUCUCUCUCUCUCUCUCUCACACUCACACUCACACUCACACUCACACUCACACUCACACUCACACUCACACUCACACUCACACUCACACUCACACUCACACUCACACACACACACACACAGGCUUGCCCUUUUCUUUCUCUCACACAUGCAUACAUACAUACAGGCGUGCCCUUUUCUCUCUCUCUCACACACACACACAAAAACCUCAGCCAAGGACACAUGCACACACAGACACCUGGUGAAAAAGAAGAAACAAAUUAAAAAGUUUAAAAUGCCCACAAAAAAAUAAAGGUUUAAAGAGAAGUUUUAGAAACAUUUUAUGAAGAUGAACAGAAGCUUUGAUAAAAUAUUAUUUCAAUAAAAAGUGUUUCCUCUUUGGGGUUGAGUCCUUUCUGAAAGCUCUCCUACUGUUGUUGAUUCAGUGCCGGUGAUUACCACAGAAUACCCUAUGUUUCAGGGCUAUUGUUGUUAUCAUUAACUCCACACAUGUAUUGUUAUAUAUUCAUUUUGUUUUACUUUGACCUAUUCAGCUAAAGUACCAUCUCUGACAAUGUAAAACAAAAAUAUAGUGCUUAUUUUUCCUUGGCCAUUCUGAAUGAGUUGUCCUGGAUAAGAAUAAAGCAAACAUUUUGUUAAACUG